AGAAAAAAUGUGAACGCUAUUGGCCGCUGGAUGAAGAACCUGUCCAGUAUGGACCAUUCGCUGUUAGCACGAUGGCGAAGGUCAUUGUGAAUCCAGAGGUGGUCUUUAGGAACCUAAAGGUGAUAUAUCAAGAGGAAGCCCGGGAAGUUGGUCACUUCCAGUAUAUCGCGUGGCCCGAUCGUGGGAUUCCAGACUCUUACUCCUGCUUCCUUGAGAUGAUCAGACUAGUGCGUCAACAUCAAGGACAGAACAGUACCCCGAUUUGUGUACACUGCAGUGCAGGAUGUGGACGGACCGGGGUGAUCUGUACAGUGGAGUACAUCCAAUGUUUACUAUACAAACAGAAUAUCCAAUAGCUAUAUGUAUUUGAAGUUGUGAUCAAAGUACACUAGAUGAGGCGCCAAAGACCGUCCGCU
Staurois parvus is the source of this 416-nucleotide messenger RNA. NCBI's taxonomy places the organism in Eukaryota, Metazoa, Chordata, Amphibia, Anura, Ranidae. The record is from the annotation of a GenBank genome assembly.